AUGUGCAAAGGUACUCAGUCCGUGCGUCAAUGUCCGAGCUUUCUCAAUGAAACUCCAAUCGAACGGUUCCAAUUAACGAAGAACCUCAAUAUCUGUAUCAAUCAUUCAUCUAAAACGUACCCCUCUAAAAACACUUGCAAAUUCUGUCAAAAGCAUCAUCAUUUACUGCUUAGUUUUAUGACAGAUAAUGCAUUAGCCACCGUCACUGUUUCCCCGACAUCAAAUAUAGUAUCUGACGCAGUACCUCGAUCUAUCCUAUUAUCAACAUUACUUGUUAACAUUUCAUACUCAAGAGGCCCAUACUUUCCUAGUACUCUUGGACAAUAG
Messenger RNA from Macrosiphum euphorbiae (potato aphid), 327 nucleotides. The record is from the annotation of a GenBank genome assembly. NCBI's taxonomy places the organism in Eukaryota, Metazoa, Arthropoda, Insecta, Hemiptera, Aphididae.